Clonostachys byssicola is the source of this 1782-nucleotide messenger RNA. NCBI's taxonomy places the organism in Eukaryota, Fungi, Ascomycota, Sordariomycetes, Hypocreales, Bionectriaceae. The record is from the annotation of a GenBank genome assembly.
AUGGGCCUUCUCAAGCUGCCAAACGAGAUAUUUCUCAUGGUGGUCGGUCUUCUUGAUCUUGAAGAUCAGUUCAACUUCAGCUUGAGCAGCCGCAGCUUUCAGUUCAUCCUUCGUGAUGAGGGCAUAUGUAGACUGAAUCUGCAGAAACACGCCUCGUUUUCGCUAGAAUACAAGGCUGCGCAGACCACGCAUCAAUACGCAAAAGCAUGGCGACAGAUUACAAAGCGGAAAAUUGCUAUCCAGACGGGCAACCCCUUUCUCGUAUCGAUUGUUGCUGUAGCGGACCAGUUCAUCUAUAGAAAUGGCGCCUUGUUCUAUCUUGCUGGGCGAGAUCACCUCCGCGUUCUUUUUCUUCAGGGGUCGGUCACUACGGAACUGGCUCUUGAUCCACAGCGACUGCUUCAGAGCAUUGAAUCGUUGGACCCAACCUGGCAUGACUAUCGGUUGAGUCCGUUGCAUUAUUCUUGUGGGGUUGUUUCUCUAUUGGCCCAAGAUAGGGCAGCAGCAGGGGAAGACUACUUGAUUACGUUGGAGAUCGAUCAAAUGCGAUCGCGGGCAUAUCCUCUGGUGGCUACACACAGGCUAUUCAUUAGAAACGACGAGAGCCAUCUUUAUUAUGGCAUACGCUCCUAUCCAACGUUCCAAAAUCCAGCCUUCUGGACUCUUCGGCAGAUCAAUAUCAGUUCUGGAACAGAGGAGAUUGCAUUCCUCGAUCUCCCAAGUCUAGUGGGAGAGGAGAUCGGGUCCAACACCUCCUUUGAGAUAUUUGACGGCUAUUUCUAUGGCGCAUCAAGUGAACAGCUUUUCUCUGCCGAGCACACAGCCUGGAACUCAUUUUACUAUGUGUUUCGGUUCCCAGUAGGCAGAAUUACCUCUCCAACCGUGCUCCCCAAGUCAUUGAGCUGGAGAAGAAAUCCCAACGAGGGUUCCACCGAUGAUCGCUGGACUUCGCUCGGGCUUUUCCAAGAUGAGAAAACUGGUGGGAUCUUUAUUUGCGAGACCAGGAAGGAAUGGAGUCCCAAUACGCCCUUCAGCCAGCGGAAUUGCUACCGCAAAGAAAUCGACUUCCCCUUGGAGGACUGCACGGGGGUUGAACAGUUGGAAGACCCUCUUGAAGACGAGCUAGACAGCCCGGCCUAUUUCGAAACUCGCCCACCAGGCAGCGUUCAUAAUGGUGAUAGCGGACAUCAUGCAUCAACAUGUACCUACAUGGACUCUUCUAUACGGUCAUAUAAUCCUGCGGCAAGAAGCUUCGUUGAUCUUGUUAACGACCCAGCGCCGGACUCAACCAACACACGACGAUUAAGACUUCGGAUACGGCCAAUGGGGAGAACAUCCGACCUCCAGCCUCGCUCUGCGACUUUGACUGGCGGAGAGGCCUUCAAGGGCGACUCGGAUGUCAAGAUUUGGCCUCCGGAAUCGCCCCAGGGCGAACCAGAAACUCAGCUCCAGCGGGCAUUCAGCUUGAUAAAUCCACAGCCAUCAGGUCGCGUGAAGGAUUGGGUUGUAGAUGAUAGGUUUGUUAUCUAUCAGAUGGAGGAAAGUGGCUCCCGCUAUCCAUCACCUAUAGUCAUCAUAUCGUUUGAUCCAGGACUCAGAUUCCCAGGAUUGCCCAAGGCCCUGCUCUCGCAAGAGAGCCACGGCGAUCAUCUACAAGCCGUGCCAGAUCUGCCACGAGUCAUGGAACCUGACAGCGUAAACCUGGCAGAAAAAGUCCAGCCAUUAUAUAGUUUCCUACAGGGAGAAAAUCGACCGCUUCUGGGCCUUGACUUGGCCCUAUAA